Molecule: messenger RNA, 5613 nt
Organism: Xenopus laevis (African clawed frog)
Lineage: Eukaryota; Metazoa; Chordata; Amphibia; Anura; Pipidae
Gene: epha4.L
Product: EPH receptor A4 L homeolog
Exons: 18
Coding region: 103-3063 (986 amino acids)
Biological process (GO): ephrin receptor signaling pathway; cell surface receptor protein tyrosine kinase signaling pathway; axon guidance
Cellular component (GO): early endosome; membrane; plasma membrane
Molecular function (GO): transmembrane receptor protein tyrosine kinase activity; transmembrane-ephrin receptor activity; kinase activity
Source: RefSeq, a predicted model, not a curated record
ACUUGAAGCAUUUAUUCCACUGGGAUAUUGAAGGGAAGUGGAGCGGGCACGGUGUGUAUAGGCAUCUCUUAAUCCACCUCCGGCCCCUUAGCUGCAGCCACCAUGGCUGGGAUUGUACAUGGCAUCUUGUUUUGUGGCCUCUUUGGACUUUGUUGGGCAGUGACGGGAUCUAGGAUUUACCCAGCCAGUGAAGUUACCCUGCUGGAUUCCAGGUCAGUGCAAGGAGAGCUUGGCUGGAUAGCAAGUCCUUUGGAAGGAGGGUGGGAAGAAGUGAGUAUCAUGGAUGAAAAGAAUACACCUAUACGAACUUACCAAGUCUGCAAUGUCAUGGAAUCGAGCCAAAACAACUGGUUACGGACUGACUGGAUUCCCCGAAGUGGAGCUCAGAGAGUAUAUGUUGAAAUUAAAUUUACAUUAAGGGACUGCAACAGCUUGCCUGGGGUAAUGGGUACCUGCAAAGAGACCUUUAAUCUGUAUUAUUAUGAGUCCAACAAUGACAAAGAGCGUUUCAUUCGUGAAACCCAGUAUGUGAAAAUCGAUACCAUUGCAGCCGAUGAGAGCUUCACCCAGGUUGAUAUUGGGGACCGUAUUAUGAAGCUGAACACUGAGGUUAGAGAUGUUGGUCCACUCAGUAAGAAGGGCUUCUACUUGGCCUUCCAGGAUGUGGGAGCAUGCAUUGCCCUUGUGUCUGUCCGAGUGUUCUACAAGAAGUGUCCAUUGACUGUAAGAAACUUGGCACAGUUCCCUGACACCAUUACAGGUUCAGACACCUCUUCUUUGGUGGAAGUUCGAGGCUCUUGUGUAGACAACUCAGAAGAGAAAGAUGUGCCUAAGAUGUACUGUGGUGCUGAUGGAGAGUGGCUGGUGCCCAUUGGAAACUGCUUAUGUAACGCUGGGUUUGAGGAGCACAAUGGAGGAUGCCAAGCCUGCAAAGUUGGAUACUACAAAGCCCUCUCAACAGAUGCAGCUUGCUCCAAGUGUCCCCCACACAGUUAUGCUCUCCGGGAAGGCUCAACCUCCUGCACCUGUGACCGUGGCUAUUUUCGAGCUGACACUGACCCGGCUUCUAUGCCCUGCACUAGACCCCCAUCUGCUCCUCAGAACCUAAUCUCAAACGUCAAUGAGACAUCUGUGAAUUUGGAGUGGAGUCCGCCACAAAAUUCUGGUGGAAGGCCUGAUGUCUCCUACAAUUUGGUCUGUAAAAGGUGCGGCUCUGACCUGACUCGCUGUCGGCCUUGUGGCAGUGGAGUGCACUAUAGCCCCCAGCAAAAUGGCCUGAAGACUACCAAAGUGUCCAUUAAUGACCUGCAAGCCCAUACUAACUACACCUUUGAGGUCUGGGCCAUUAAUGGUGUCUCCAAGCAGAACCCUGAACAAGAUCAGGCUGUGUCAGUUACUGUGACCACCAACCAAGCUGCUCCUUCAACUGUAACCCAGAUACAGCCAAAAGAGAUCACCAGGCACAGUGUGUCUUUGACUUGGCCAGAGCCUGAGCGAGCCAAUGGGGUCAUCCUGGAAUACGAAGUCAAGUAUUAUGAGAAGGACCAGAAUGAGCGUAGUUAUCGAAUUGUUAAGACGGCCUCGCGAAGUGCAGACAUCAAAGGUCUCAACCCCCUUACUGGUUAUGUGUUCCAUGUUCGUGCUCGGACAGCUGCAGGAUAUGGGGAGUUCAGUGGACCCUUUGAGUUCACCACGAAUACAGUGCCAUCCCCGAUGAUUGGCGAAGGAACCAGCCCCACUGUGCUUUUGGUGUCCGUGGCUGGAAGCAUUGUCCUUGUGGUCAUUCUCAUUGCUGCUUUUGUCAUCAGCAGAAGACGGAGUAAAUACAGUAAAGCCAAGCAGGAAGCAGACGAGGAAAAACAUUUAAACCAAGGAGUAAAGACUUAUGUGGACCCAUUUACAUAUGAAGAUCCUAACCAGGCUGUCCGCGAAUUUGCAAAGGAAAUCGAUGCCUCUUGUAUUAAGAUCGAAAAAGUAAUUGGAGUAGGUGAAUUUGGUGAAGUGUGCAGUGGGCGUCUGAAGGUCCCUGGAAAGAGAGAGAUUUAUGUUGCAAUUAAGACCCUGAAAGCUGGUUACACCGAUAAGCAGAGGAGAGACUUUCUCAGUGAGGCCAGCAUCAUGGGUCAGUUUGACCAUCCUAACAUCAUCCACCUUGAAGGUGUUGUCACCAAAUGCAAGCCAGUGAUGAUAAUCACCGAGUACAUGGAGAACGGAUCCUUGGAUGCAUUCCUUCGGAAGAAUGAUGGUCGGUUUACAGUAAUACAGCUUGUGGGAAUGCUGCGUGGCAUUGGGUCUGGAAUGAAAUACCUUUCGGACAUGAGUUAUGUGCACCGGGACCUAGCUGCUCGUAAUAUCCUUGUGAACAGCAACCUAGUCUGUAAGGUCUCUGACUUUGGCAUGUCUCGGGUGCUGGAAGAUGACCCUGAAGCAGCCUACACAACCAGGGGUGGCAAGAUCCCAAUCCGAUGGACUGCACCAGAAGCUAUUGCAUACAGGAAAUUCACUUCUGCUAGUGAUGUCUGGAGCUAUGGCAUUGUCAUGUGGGAAGUCAUGUCUUAUGGAGAGAGGCCUUACUGGGAUAUGUCCAAUCAAGAUGUAAUUAAAGCAAUCGAGGAAGGAUACAGGCUGCCCCCGCCUAUGGACUGCCCUAUUGCACUACAUCAGCUCAUGUUGGACUGCUGGCAGAAGGAUCGUAGUGACCGACCAAAAUUUGGGCAGAUAGUCAGCAUGCUGGAUAAACUCAUCAGGAACCCAAACAGUUUGAAAAGGACUGGGCUGGAGAAUUCAAGCAGAACAAACACGGCUCUGCUGGACCCCAGUUCGCCUGAAUGGUCCCAGGUGGCUUCUGUGCUUGAUUGGCUGCAGGCCAUCAAAAUGGAAAGAUACAAAGAUAACUUCACAGCGGCCGGAUACACCAGCUUGGAAGCAGUCGUGCAUGUGAAUCAAGAUGACUUGACCAGGAUUGGCAUUAGUUCCCCUUCACACCAGAACAAGAUCCUGAGCAGCGUCCAAGGAAUGAGGACCCAGUUGCAGCAAAUGCAAGGCAGGAUGGUUCCUGUUUGAAGCUGCAGGACGUCAAAGGGGGGGCAAUUUCUCAGAACUCUUGAAAGAAAAAUUAGUUUACCUCAUCCAUGCACUUUAAUUGAAGAACUGCACUUUUUUUACAUUAUCCUCACCCCGUGGGACAAGGACUCUGCAGAAGUAUUUGGGGAUAAGCUGAAACUCAUUUAACAUGGAACAUUUGUGCAACACAGUUUUGGAAGAUCGUGCGUCAGCAACUUAAGGAUGUAGACAAAAAAAAAAGACAACGUUGACAUUUUAGAAACUUGGCUGAGUGUUUUUGUUCAUGCGAUUUACAAGACUUUAACCUUCUUCUCAUGGAUUAUUUUACAUGUAACAUGGAUAUUUUUAAGCAAUCAAUAAAAACAAGAUUAAAAGGAAACCUUCACCAGGGUGGCGAAGUGAACCAUCUUGUGAUCUGCUGUUAAAGAGACAGAGCAUUCUUGUGGGGAGGGUGGCAAACAAUUAUUGGCUGAUUCUGGAAACCUUCUGUGCUCAUUGGCUGGCUGACAGAUUAUCAUUGGAUAGUGCCUGAACUCCUUGGAGAUAAAAGAAUAUAUAUUUGCCUGUGCUUCUGCUGCUAGAGAAUAUCAGAUGUCAAAAAAAUGUUUAUAAGGGAUUCUCGUUUUGCUUCCUUCAGCGACCCAUGGGAAACUGGAGCAAGAAGGCAUCAGAGAUCAGAGUCAUUCAUUUUUUAGGAACUUCAGAGAAGGGUCAGCGGAAUGUCACAGUAGAAUGUUAAAACACCAUUGUUGCUUCUCCAGCAAGAACAUGGAAUUUCUCCAGCACCACAAGAUCCUGCAGGUCUUCCUCUCCAUUCCAUGUUGCGCCUUAUGACUCCCCUGAAUGGUUCCGUGUUGUCUACAGCAAGCUUGGUCCAAGAUUAACAGAAUAAUGCAUUGCCUGCAGUAAACCCUUUUUGGGAUUCAGCAAAAAGAAUAAUCAUUUUCAAAAAAGGGAAUAAUGGCACUUCAGAUCCACAUCCAAACUAGGAUUUUUGCUUUGUGUUCUCUUAAAAAAACAACAACCUGUAAACUGUGCUUUGCUACAGAGAGGUGGAACACUAGUAACUAUUGCCUGGGACAGAACUAAAUGCCAAACAACCUUAAUAAGGGACUGAGCAAGAAGCGGUCAAGGGACUCUUUUAUGUUUUGGUGUGUCCAUAGAAGAGCAGUGGUGAUGCACUACCAUUGGGGCCUAUCUAUUCCUCUCUUGGUUGAGGCCUCUGUAAUAUAACACUAUAAAAUACUUUCCUUUCACGAUAAUAAAUAUGCAAUUUCACGAGAUAAAAGCAUCUUUACUGGUCAUAGUGACAACCAUAAAGUGCUACCAACUUAGCGUAUGUAUAUCUCUAAAUUCACCUCCCCAAAAUGUGUUUUUUUUGUACUAAAUGCCCACAUUUCAAUUCAGAUUCUUAAUGUUGCAGGAGGGUAACAAUUCAGGGUUAUUUGUCUUGGAUAAACUUGGAAUCCACAUAAUAAUCCUUAUGUUAGUUGGGAGAGAAAAGUCAGAGCUUAAUGCUAUCUCCGUGGGUUCUUAGCUUCUCUGUAGAGCUCCUAAAACCAAUGAUGCUAGGACUGUUAUCAGCAGUGAGAGUAAUAAAAGGCUUGUGGCAGCCAUCUGGGUAUUCAGUAGGAAAAGGAAAGUUUUGCAAUUCACAAAUAAGAUCAUGUUGUAAAUGUGUAAGAUAUACAGAAGGCAUCCAACAUAUGGGGGAAAAGCGAUGUUUUCACAAUGCCUUUUGCCAUUGUAUGUGAAAGGUAUUGCAGCCCUCAUAAAGUUAUUUGACAUACCCAGCAUAAAAGGAACAACAUUUGGUCCAACACAUACUGGAAUGUUUCUCCAAACUUUUGGUGCUAGGAUGAUCUGGCUGCCUUGGUAAACUGAUAAGGACCAGCCAUUUUCAUCAGUAGGAACAUGGAUUGGUGGUUGAGAAGAAGACCUAGUUCAGAAGCUUUAGGCUGGAAUGCUUUCUUUGUUACUGCCAAAAAAAAGAAAAUAAUGAAAAAAGAAAAAGAUUGCAAAUGUAUCCCCAGCAAUACGUGUGAAGCCUAAAGGAAAUCAUUAUCACUUUUGUACUGGCCCCUUCAGCAUCAAAAAGGACAUCACUCAUGCAAUUGGUCAUUAACAGUAUUUUUCUUCCUUGAUUAAACCCCAGUGAACCUUAACUAGAGAAUAAAAUCAAAAGGGACCGUUAUAUUUUUGUGUCACUGCAAAAUAUGAGUAUUAAUUUAGCUUCUACUAAAAUGAGACGUCUAACAGAACAUUCUAAUUUGGUUCAAAAAUUGGUUAAAAGUAUGUAUGUUUCUAUUUUAAUUUUCAGUCCUUUAUUUUUGUUUUGUUCCCGCCCCCACUUUGUUUUUGCUGGAGGGAAGGGUAACUGGUUCCUCUUCCCUUGUUGUUAGGUACGCAUAACUUAUCAUGUUUAUUUAUGGUCUUUUUAUACCUAGUUUGUAAAAUUGUAAAAUAGAAAAGUUAAUGCAAAUGUUUGCAUUCUGGAGAAAAUAUUAAUAAUGAAAAAAAAAUUUACAAAAAUAAAGUAGUUAAAUAAAA